AUGCUACCUGGAUUCCUGCAGAGUAGCUACGUUCGCUACAAAGCAGAUACCGAUACCUUCGCAACAUGGCUACUAGAGACUGCCAACAAAUGUGGCUAUCAGCCUACCCUUUCUGCUACCAUUGCUACGACGAACAAGAUUGCCAGUUCCUCUCUGACUGUGCUGAAACCAGUCCUCACCAUUGCCAAUCGCGCCAUACAUUUGAGGGAAACGGUCACUUCAUGGUUCUUGGGUCGUGGCGACAUCGCUAAUAAUAAGCGCCAUGCUCAUUUUAUCACUGCGCUGGAGCAAAUUUGCGACACCCUUGAAUGGAAGACCGCUCAGCCCUUUAGGACAGAUGCUAAACAGUCACAAUCAAUGCCUGAGAAGGUUGUCAAGGUCACGGUUGUGGAGGACGAAAACGAGGCGGCCGACUCCUAUCUUGAUCACUUGUUCUUCAAGACCCUAAUCGACCUUAUGAACGCCGUUCUCAUGACGGACAGUGCUUUGCACCUUGCCCGAGAUAUGGUGAAGGAGGUAGAGGCUGACUGGCUUUCUACUCGCCCGCCGGCGAGAAAUGAUGUUCAGACACUUGUUUACAAUCUCUCCAUGAUAAACCGGGACGUCUCCGCAGCUCCAUCCACGGAGGUUGGCCUUCCAUACAACAAGAAUAUGGCUGAUGUUCUGCUUGACGCCAUUGCUAAUGUCCUCCACGACAAUCAUCAGCCAGUCUUCAAAAAGGGCUAUUUCGGUACCUAUAAUCCAAAGGCGGACAAGGAGCGAAUGUCUAACAAAAAUGUUACUCUAUGGUUAUGCUUUGCCUCCCAGAUCUUCCUCGACAUCCAUUACAUCAUGCGACACAAUCCCCUGAGUGCCUUUGGAGACCUUCGGAUGUCGGGACUGCGCAUCCAGAAGGAGGGCGACGAGGAGAUUCGAGGUAUCAGUUCUACUCUGGACUCCUGGAUUAUACAAGACGCGUUCCUCAAUUUUCGGGUCCUGUCUGGCCUCAAGAAAACCGGAUCACCGCCUGAGAAGCAUGCACUUUUAUCGCAGCACUCUAUCCUCUGCGGACUGAUUUUAUUCCACCUCAAUCAGCUUGUCACCCAAUGGUAUGACGUCCAACAGCUGGCUUUCUUGCACAAUCUCGUUAUCAGUUAUGCUACGCACGAGGACGUGAGAUGGCCCGAUAUGGAUGCUUUUAUCAAGAUCCAUGGCGAGUCUCAUAUCUUCAUCGGUUCGCGGCCCAAGAACGCCGUAAAACCUUUCAUAAACCGGAUGGCAAGAAACCCGCGCUUGCUCAAGCCCCCCACUGCAGUUGCGAACUUGUUCUCCCUCAAGUACUUUGAGUGUCUCGCGGAAGAUGUCGGGAUCGUCAACAUUGACCGAAUCCUGAACGAGCUCUCACAAAGGUCCAAGCUUGAAUCCUCAUCUUGCAAGGAGCUCAACAGAGCUAAUGCGGAGCUCUCGAUUGCCCAGAAGUGGUCUACUACCCGCAAUAUCGACACACUCCAUCUUUUAGCCUUUUUGAAGACCAAGCUUUACGGAGAGGAGCCUGUCAUCUUGCACAACUACUUCGGCAUGCACAAACGUUCCAUCGACUUAUUCCGAGAGAGAGAGCAUCACAAAUUUGUUCAGUAUUUUACAGCCGGGUACAUGCCUGAUGAGUCCUUCAUCUCCAAUAUUGUCCUCCUCAUCCACCAUGUCGCGCGAGGCUCGGCGCAAAACGCACGUUCAAUGGGACUUGGAUCAGGGGACGUGGAGUUAGUGAGUCGUAUUGUUAUGAGCUCUGGCGACGUCAUGCGUGAAUACCUGAAGAAAAAUGGUGAUGUGGCAUGCAAGGAGCUGAGGGUGUUUUGCAAGAACAAAAAGCCCAUUCAAGAUGAGAUUGCUGAUUAUGCGGGCGAAUCGGACGGGCUGGUGACGUCUUGGCUGCACCUUGAGGAUGUUCUGGGUCCGAAGGGCGUGGCCUCGCUUAUGACCGGGAUCCCGAUGGCCUAG
This is a messenger RNA of Aspergillus vadensis CBS 113365, 1977 nucleotides long. RefSeq lists its product as uncharacterized. The transcript has 9 exons. Bases 1 to 1977 code for a protein of 658 amino acids. The record is from RefSeq and is a predicted model, not a curated record. NCBI's taxonomy places the organism in Eukaryota, Fungi, Ascomycota, Eurotiomycetes, Eurotiales, Aspergillaceae.